Impatiens glandulifera is the source of this 4367-nucleotide messenger RNA. Its product is annotated as protein transport protein SEC16B homolog. The transcript has 14 exons. Gene Ontology annotation, biological process: Golgi organization; autophagy; COPII vesicle coat assembly. Gene Ontology annotation, cellular component: ER to Golgi transport vesicle membrane; endoplasmic reticulum exit site. NCBI's taxonomy places the organism in Eukaryota, Viridiplantae, Streptophyta, Magnoliopsida, Ericales, Balsaminaceae. The coding region runs from base 220 to 4152 and encodes 1310 amino acids. The record is from RefSeq and is a predicted model, not a curated record.
UUUCUACUAAGAACAGCAAGUUUAAGCCGACGUCUGCAAGCUUCCUGUACUUUUUUGAAUUGCCAGGAAUUUCGAAUCCCUAGAUCUAGCUUCGCUACACUCGAUUAUCGGCUUGUUUCUUGUGGUAGGCGUUUUUUGAGGCAUUCGACACGUUUCAGUCUCAGAUCUCGUCGUAUUGGGACUGUAAGAGGAGUUUGUCGUGGAUUUAGUGUUUUGCAUAUGGCUAGCAAUCCUGCAAUAAAUUUGGAGGAUCAGUUAGAUGAAGAUUUCUUCGACAAAUUAGCCAAUGAUGAUGAUGAUGCUGAACUUUUAGUUACUCCAUCAGAUCAGAUAUCAUCCGAUCGAAGUGAUUCUGAUGAGAUUAAAGCAUUUACCAAACCAGGAUUUGACAAUUCUGAAUGUAAAGCGGGAACUGUUUAUAAAGAGGUUAUUGAUGUCUCUGUUGAGGAAAAAAAUAGUUCACCGCUUUCAUCUAAAUCCCCUGAAUCUGACAGUUUGGUUCAAACUGAAAAUGACAAUGCAAAGACUGAGGUAAAUUUUGGGGGAAACAUUGGAUCUGCUGGUUCAGGUGUUAAGGAAGUGGAAUGGAGUGCAUUUAAUGUUGAGUCAGAGCAAAGUGUUGGAUCGUACUUGGACUUCUACGGUGAAUUAAAAGAUGGUGCUGAUGAUCCAUUUGAAAAUAUUGAACAAAAUGUCAAUGAAUCAAAGAUUGGGGGUUUCAGCGGUGAAAUCAAUACUAUGGAUAGUGAUAACGGAGGCACAACCAACCCAGACACUCAAGAUCAUUCUGCUUCUGUGGCAGAUGCAGAUCAACAACAUGAUCUUAAUAGUACUCAAUAUUGGGAAAGCAUGUAUCCAGGGUGGAAAUAUGAUUUAAGUACUGGACAGUGGUACCAGAUGGACAAGAAUGACAACAUUGGAGACGACCAUACUAAUUCAGCUGAUAUUGUACUUGAUAACGAGGCAAAAACAGAGGUAUCUUCUUACUUGCAACAAACGACUCAGUCUGUUUUGGAGACCAUAUCUGAAAAUGGUAAAAUAGACUAUACCUCAGUAAAUGCCUCUAAUGGAACUUCUGAAAAUAUUUUGAACUGGAACCAAAUCCCAGAAGGGAAUAAUGGGUAUCCAGCACAUAUGGUGUUUGACCCUCAGUACCCGGGUUGGUACUAUGACACAAUUGCCCAGGAAUGGCGCACACUGGAGAGCUACACGUCGUCUGUUCAACCCAACAUUCAAGCUCAAGGUCAACCAAUUCAGAAUGGAUAUGGAUCUAAACUAACAGUUCUUCAGAAUGGUGAUAGAUCUGCAGCAUCUAAUGAAUAUAACUGGAAUGAGUCAUAUGGAAACUAUAAUCAACAGGGAACUAAUAUGGGGACAUCUGGGAUUGGUCCGAAGGUUGAAGAGCCUACUACUUUUUCAGGAAAUAAUCAAGGACAAAAUCAUUUUGUUUCAGGUCUUGAAUUUAACCAUCAUUUCAGUCAUAAUUCAACCUCAAUGGUUCCUUUUCAUGAACAAGAAAGUCAAGGGGAUGUACACAAUGUCUCUGACUUUAGCUCCGCCAGUGUAUCUCAGGGCUCUCACUAUGGUGUAAACUUGAGUCAGCAGCAAAAUGGGCAAAUACAUGCAUCUCAUUAUUAUGCACAGGAGCAGUUCCAGAACAGUCCUGAUUUUUCUCAUACAAACAUUGGAAGGUCAUCUGCUGGUCGUCCCGUGCAUGCUUUAGUUACGUUUGGGUUUGGUGGAAAGUUAAUUGUAAUGAAGAAUAGUACUAAUAAUUCUUUCAGCACCUCAUCAUAUGGGGGACAACAGGAUUCCAUAGGAAGCACAAUCUCUGUUCACAACCUUAUUGAAGUUCUCUCAGACAGACAUGAUGCAUCAUGCGUAGGAGUGGGCUGUUAUGAUUAUCUGGAUGUGCUAUGCAGGCAGUCAUUUCCUGGUCCCUUGGCUGGUGGGAGCAUUAGUAAUAAAGAGGUCAAUAGAUGGAUUGAAGAGAAAAUUGCAAAUUGUGAGUCUCAUGAUGUUAACUACAGAAAAUCCAAUGGUUUGAGGUCACUUCACUCAUUGCUCAAGAUAGCUUUCCAGCAUUAUGGAAAUCUCCGACCACCUUUUGGAUCAGAAGCUACAUUAAGGGAAGGUGAUGUUCCUGAGACGGCGGUUGCUAUGCUUUUUUCAUCUCUGAGAAAGAAUGAUGCACAGUCGAACGACCAUGCUGUUCUUACUCACUGCUUAAGAAAUUUGCCAUCUGAAGAACAAAUGCAGGUAACAGCAGCACAGGUACAAAGUCUUCUGGUUUUUGGCAAAAAGAAAGAGGCAUUACAGUGUGCAAUUGAGGGUCAGUUAUGGAGCUUUGCUGUUGUACUUGCAGCACAAAUUGGUGACCAGUUUUACAUGGACACUGUAAAGCAAAUGGCAUUUCACCAGCUAGUGCCUGGAUCACCUUUGCGAACAAUAUGCUUGCUUAUUGCUGGUCAGCUAGCCGAUGUAUUUUCAACAGACUCACCUGACAGUAGCAUUCACGUUUCGGUAAAUAUGUCACCAAAGUGUAAUACAAACAACAUACUAGAUAACUGGGAGGAUAAUUUGGCAGUAAUAACUGCUAACAGAACCAAAGACGAUGAACUUGUCCUUAUUCAUCUUGGGGAUUGCUUAUGGAAAGAUAGAAGUGAUAUUGUCGCAGCACAUAAUUGCUAUAUAUUGGCAGAGGCAAAAUUUGAGCCAUAUUCGGACACUGCAAGAUUAUGCCUUGUAGGUUCUGAUCAUUGGAGAUUCCCUCGAACAUAUGCCAAUCCAGAAGCAAUUCAGAGAACGGAGUUAUAUGAAUACUCGAAGGUGCUGGGAAAUUCUCAGUUCACCCUGCUGCCAUUUCAGCCAUAUAAGCUUAUUUAUGCACACAUGCUGGCUGAAGUAGGAAAGUUGUCGGAGUCGUUAAAGUACUGUCAAGCUGUGUCAAAAUUGUUGAGAACUGGACGAUCGCCUGAAGUGGAGACCUGGAAACAGAUAGUCUCAUCUCUUGAGGAGCGAAUACGAGCCCACCAGCAGGGUGGAUAUACCGCAAACUUGGCUCCAGGAAAGUUAGUUGGUAAAUUGCUCAACUUGUUUGAUAGUACGGCUCAUCGUGUGAAAGGUGGAAAACUGCCUCCUAUACCAUCACCAACACGGGGAAAUUCCCUUAGUAAUAAUGAACAUCAUGACAAAAAGUUGGGCCAUAGGGCAAUUACUAGUCAGUCAUCAAUGGCCAUGUCAUCACUCGUGCCUUCAGAUUCAGUUGAACCUAUGAGUGAAUGGACAGGCGAUAGAAAAGCAUAUAACAGAAGUGUUUCUGAGCCAGACUUUAGGCGAACAACUCCAAAAGAGGGCCACACUGAAUCAUCAAAGGAACAAACUGCUUCUCGCUUUAGCCACUUGGGUCGCUUCAGUUUUGGCUCACAAAUUUUGCAAAAGACUAUGGAUUUGGUCCUAAAGCCACGUCAGGAACGUCAGGCUAAAUUGGGAGAAACAAACAAGUUUUACUAUGAUGAGAAACUCAAGAGAUGGGUGGAAGAAGGGGCUGCAGUUCCAACAGAAGAAGCUGUUCUUCCACCUCCACCGCCCACAGUGGCAUUCCAGAAUGGAGUUUCAAAUUACAGCUUGAAUAGUGCAUUAGGACCUCCAACUAAUGGAAGCCCAGAAUUUACAAGCCCUGUUCAGAAAAACGGCUCAGCAACUAACUCGAUUCCUCCUGCAACCAACCAAUUCUCUGCUCAUAGAAGAACGGGUGUCAAUUCUAGGUAUGUGGACACCUUCAAUAAAGGUGGGGGAAAUUCAACAAACCUAUACAAAUCCGCCUACACUCCUCCAUCUGUUAAAUCUGCCAUUGUUGGCAACCCAAAUUUUUUUGUUCCGACCCCCGCUGUAACCUCGGGAAAAGAGGAAUUUCAUCAUCAUGCAGGAUUUACUAAUGGUCAGGAGAUGACGUUGUCAAAUGAGAACAGCAUCCCCUUUUCUUCUCAAUCCAAUCAAACAUAUAAUGGUCAUCUAUAUCACGCCGAAGUAAAACCUUCAGGACAGCAGGCUUUGGCGAUGUCACCGCCAUUGUUGUUCUCAUCCCCAACAGCACAUUUAGAAAAGAAUGUUGGAAGCUUUGGAAAUGAACUUUAUGAAGUAGAAAUUUGAGCAUAUUACUAAUUGUUGUGUAAUAUAUCUGUUGUACCAUUUGCUGCACUGGAGAAAAGCCUCCAGUGUGUAAGUAAGUAAUCAGGUUCUUAUUUUCUCGGUUGUCUCUUUCUCUCAACAAUUUGUAAAUUGAAUCCAUCGAUGGGAUUGUGCAAAUCAUGUAUACUAUACAUACAUUCUUAUUCUUGAAAAGAAAUCUCAAUUCAUUCGUUUAU